GCACACACCUCCCGAGCAGCGCGCAGCUCUUCUACCAUCCACCGCACACACGCGUGAAAGUCGUCGGGUCUGCUGCGGGCGCGUUUGACGUUUCAAAAUUUCGCAUAUCCAAAUAAGGCCUUUUCGCUCUCCCUCCCAGCUCCGGCGUGUGUGCCGGCCCCCUCCCCACACACGCCUCACUCUUCCUCCGACGACGGCGGCGACGACGACCACGACCACCACCAGCAGGACAUCGGCGAAGAGUGCCCCCACACCGAUACGCGAUAACGCGCGCGCCGAUUACGAUAACAGCCAACGACUGAGUAGUGAGUGAGUGAGUGUUGCGGUCUGUUAUCACUCGGCGGCUUAUCACUUAUCACAGCGAAACAACCUGCCCGCCACAGAGAGAAAAAGUUUCGGCAGCGACUUUCACUGCGUGUGUGCUCAAUUUCUUGUGCAUAACCUAAAAGAAUCGUCGUGCUUCGUGGUCACGGAUAGGCGCAAAAAAAAAAAACGUUGUUGAAAACAAACGCCGAUCGGCGCCUUGAGUAAUCAUGUCGUUCCGCGUGGUGCGUAGCUCCAAGUUCCGGCACGUGUACGGGCAGGCGCUGAAGCGCGAACAAUGCUACGACAACAUCCGCGUCAGCAAGUCCUCCUGGGAUUCGACGUUUUGCGCCGUCAAUCCGAAGUUCCUCGCGAUUAUCGUCGAAUCGGCGGGUGGCGGCGCCUUCAUUGUCCUGCCCCAUAGCAAAGUUGGACGCAUUGCGGCCGAUCAUCCGUUGGUCGGCGGACAUAAGGGACCAGUGCUGGAUAUCGCCUGGUGUCCGCACAAUGAUAAUGUCAUUGCGUCCGGUAGCGAGGACUGCGUGGUCAAGGUGUGGCACAUACCCGAUGGUGGGCUGAUCAAAACCCUCGCGGAGCCGAUUGUUGACCUUGUGUGUCAUCAGCGGCGCGUGGGGUUGGUGCUGUGGCAUCCGACAGCGCAGAAUGUCCUCCUUACGGCCGGUAGUGAUAAUAAGGUGGUUAUUUGGAACGUGGGCAUGGGUGAGCCGUUGAUUCAGCUGGAUUGUCAUCCGGAUAUUGUCUACAGCGCGUGUUUUAAUUGGGAUGGGUCGAAGUUGCUCACAACGUGCAAGGAUAAGAAGAUUAGGAUCAUUGAUCCGCGAUCGGGGGAGAUUGAAGCUGAGGCGAUUGCACAUGAAGGUACGAAAGCAACGCGUGCGAUAUUUCUACGACAUGGUUUGGUUUUCACGACUGGUUUUUCCAAGAUGUCUGAAAGGCAGUACAGUCUGCGCACUCCGGAUGCUCUCGGAGAGCCUAUCGUGAUGGUUGAGUUGGAUACAUCGAACGGUGUGAUGUUUCCGCUUUAUGAUCCCGACACAAACUUGGUGUUUUUAUGCGGUAAAGGCGAUUCUGUCAUAAGAUACUUUGAGAUUACACCCGAGCCGCCAUUUGUGCACUACAUCAACACGUUCCAGACGCCGGACCCGCAGCGCGGUAUUGGUAUGAUGCCGAAACGCGGUAAUGAUGUUACCUCCUGCGAAAUAUCGCGAUUUUACCGUCUGAACAACUCUGGUUUAUGUCAAGUGAUAACAAUGACGGUACCACGUAAAUCAGAGCUUUUCCAAGAAGAUCUCUAUCCGGAUACUCUUGGUGACACCGCGGCGCUCUCCGCAGAUGACUGGAUCUCCGGCAAAGACGCCGAACCGCUGCUCAUUUCGCUCAAAGACGGCUACAAACCGCCCGAGUCAAAAACCACACUCUCCGUGACAAAACGCGGCAACGUCCUGGAUAAAAUGCCGCCGAAAACAGGGCGUGGUGGUAAUGCAGCCGCACAACAAUCGCCAGUCUCCGAGAAAACCCUGCAGGAAUUUGCGGAGGAGAUCCGUAAACUCAAAGCGAUGAUCGUCAAGCACGAGAAUCGCAUUCGCGCGUUAGAAGCGGAGGUGAACAUUGGCCGAGGGGCGGCUGCCAAUGCGGCAUCUCCCGCGGUUACCUCCACGACACAUUCGACGAUAGCAAUGGACGAAGAUGGACCCGGUGGGGAUGGACUCGCCAGUCCACCGCUCGGCCCCGGCGAAGUUUAGCGCUUGCCGUCGACGCCAGCGCCCCCUUGAACCAAACUAACCAAAUAUUUGUUUAUUGUCUUUUUUUUAUUAAUUACGAGAGGAGCUACUACAAGAGGACGCGAACAAAACGAAAACGAAACAAGCGCAUGACAACGACAUAUAUGAUCUCGCAGUCAAAUCACUCUCAUCAAGCACGGUCCCUGUUUUUAUUAUUUUUUUCUCUGUACAUAUAGCGUGUAAAACUGGAAGCAAUCCCGAUGAGCAACGACACACUUACACACACACACCUACAUUAUUUAUUUACUUUUGAGCGCCCAUGUACGCGUCGUAUUAUUUUACAUUUAUUAUGUCAUUUAUACUUGUUUUAUAUUGUACUUCAUGUUUAUUCAUUGUUACGACACUGCGAUUGCUCACGUGUGUGUGUGGCGCGCACACACCUGAAGAUGGCGCGUGAUCGCGUGAUAUAUACCUGAGGAGAGGAGCAUGAGAAAUUGUAUUUUAUCUAUUUUAUCGAUAGGCUAGCGAAAGGUUGACACUGUUUUUUUCUUUCUUUCUUUGUUCUCUCUGUUUUUGUGAAUCAUUGUAUGCAGUGAGAGCCCAGUGCCUUUGAUGUUUGGCUGAGACGCACACACGCAAUAUUCUUGACCCCCAGAAGUGCCAAAACACACAACACACAGAUCCGAUGCGUUAGUGUUAAGCAUAGUUUACAACUACAUACACUUAUAUAGAUUUAAACACAACCAAACGAUGAUAAUGAUUAAGCGGAGAUGAGGCUAAUUUGAAUUUAUUUGGUGUUGAAUGAGAGAAACAUUUAAAAACACGUUAUUGCUAUUGCGACGCUUUAGAUUUUUGGAGCAGUUUUAUUAUUAAUAAAAAUGUUGAAACACA
This is a messenger RNA of Dalotia coriaria, 2936 nucleotides long. It is a transcript of the gene coro, whose product is annotated as protein coronin. The transcript is spliced from 6 exons. Lineage: Eukaryota; Metazoa; Arthropoda; Insecta; Coleoptera; Staphylinidae. Gene Ontology annotation, biological process: actin filament organization. The record is from RefSeq and is a predicted model, not a curated record. Bases 534 to 2066 code for a protein of 510 amino acids. Gene Ontology annotation, molecular function: actin filament binding.